AUGAUGUCUAUUACGGCGCAUUCACACGGCGUCAUCGCCCCCAGCGCUCUUCGCAACACGGCCAACCUCUCGAAUCAACGUGCCGAAGGCAGUGGUAGCAGCAGCGACGACUUCGCUCCACACUCUGCCAAGUCGUCUGCACCCGCCGCCUCGCAAAUGUUUUGCAGCAACAGCGGCAGCAAUGGCAGCAACGUCGACUCAUCAGCACCUCGGCGUCGCUCAUCUUCAGCUGCUUCCAACAAAGCUGGCGUGCCCCCCACAUCUCGCUCUCCGCAUCGUCGAAGGCGCUCUUCCCCUUCAACCAGCGCCUCCCUGACACCUCGCUCGUCUCCACGAAAGUCCGCUACUCAGAAGCACGAGCAAGUAGGGCAGUCGGCAAGAAAUGCUGCUCAUGCUGAGCGCCGAUCUUCCCAAGAUCUGGCUCAUGCAGUUCAAAGCAACACAGGCCCAUCUGCCGAGGUGCAGGCUCAGACCAGCGCUAGUGCGCAACGAGAGCGCAUCACCAAGGUCCGUUUGCCUCUCAAGCUGCCCAGCCCGCAGAUCGUUCCUCUCUCAAGUCCGUACGAGGACUUCAAAGCGCAUCUCAUUUCUCACUCGCUCUUCAGGGAGGCGCACGACUUGGCAAAGUGCACACCAGACUUUGUGCGCGAUCACCUGCCCGACCGAAUCAAUCUCCACAACCAGACGCUCGCUCUCACGCCGGUCCUUGGUGCCGUCUCUAAAGUCUUGCUGGAGACCGACACAGUCCCAAGUCACGUCGCAAUCCCGAAUUCUCUCGCCGCAUCCGCUGGAAGCGUGUCUCACCUGCUCGUCGUGCGCCCUUCGCCUGCCAGUCCAGCAAGCUCUUCAAAUCAGUCCACUUCGGGUAACAAAGGUCUGCUGCUACCUAUACACGCCUUGCCAUACGUCAUCGACUGCGUCACCUUGCCACCUCUGCCCUUAGCUCAAGCUGGUUAUCUUUCGACCAUAGAAAUCUGCGUCCCAUCUCCCGAAAGAUUUGGCACGAUUCAUCGAUACAUCUACACCCGCGACGGAGCGGCUCUACUUGCGGAGCUCUUGCCCCUGAAGUUCCUUUCCCGCAACGUUGAUGCAGCAAGCAUGAAGCCAGAGCACGAGGCAUGGGCAGCAGGUCGACACAAUGCGGACGAUGGCGUUACUUCGGCGGUGGAUGUAGCUGCUGGUCGGUCCAUCGAAGCUCUCUCAACGCUACCCAGCAGCGUACUUUUUGCUCAUGCGCACUCGAUCCAUGCGGCUUGGGGCAACGCCGUCGCCAUCGGUCUACUCGAUCGCCAGUUCUGGCAAGCUCUCGAGAAGGCUUGGUCUUUGAUUGUCGGUGCGAUCGGUCUCAGGCGGUCCAGACGGGUAGAUGCUGAGGUCGUCGAACGCAUGAAGAGCUCUACUAUCAAGUAA
Messenger RNA from Ceraceosorus bombacis, 1410 nucleotides. NCBI's taxonomy places the organism in Eukaryota, Fungi, Basidiomycota, Exobasidiomycetes, Ceraceosorales, Ceraceosoraceae. The record is from the annotation of a GenBank genome assembly.